Molecule: messenger RNA, 1725 nt
Organism: Aspergillus calidoustus
Lineage: Eukaryota; Fungi; Ascomycota; Eurotiomycetes; Eurotiales; Aspergillaceae
Source: the annotation of a GenBank genome assembly
AUGGCCGACCCGUUUUCUAUCGCCGGCAGCACUGUGGGCGUUAUCUCUCUCGGUCUCCAGGUGUGUGGUCUGUUGAUCACCUACUGUCGAUCCGUCAAAGACGCCGACCAGGAUAUACGGAGCAUCCCCAACAAAGCAUCUGGUCUCCGUGUCCCGUUGAAGACGUUGCGCGAUAUUCUAGAAGAAUAUGAGUUUUCAGACACUGAAGCGCACCCUUGGACGCUCGGGUCGACGGCGCAGUCAGAUAUCAGGGAUGAUUUGAACGAAAAGGAUACUCUGCGUGAUAUGAUAAGGGACCUGGAUGAGAUUCAGAUGAAUCUUCAUACAUCGCUUCAUGUAUAUUCCUUAAGAAAUAUGAGCCUCAUCCCUUAUAUGGUCGAAUUGCAGAAGAAAAACUUUGCAGAAGUGCAGCAAUUAUCCCGAACACUGGCGAACAAUGUGACAAGACGCGCUGAGGAACGAGCACUCGGUGAAAAUCAAGACUACAGUUCUAUUAUUGUCAUUAAUCCCAACAAUGAAUUCUUACACGCGAGAGAAUUCUUCAUACAUGUCGAGCUCCAGGGAGAAAAAGCUAGCCUAGAGGGGUUGAUUCAACAGCAUCAACAGUGGUACUUAGAAGAGUUCCUUGUGGAUAGCGGGACUCCGGUAGACACCACAACAGAACAAGGACAAACGGCUUUGGAUAUUUUAUGCACCGUCAUGGGACCUCAGGAAGAGAGGUCUCGGCGUGCCCUGCAAGACAUCCUUUCUGAGGAUGAAGACGUGGCCGUGUUUCCGGAAAUCGCAAAGAUUAUCCUGCGCGAACACGAUUCAGCCCUCCGGGAAGCUCUCAAUUCCGGGCUGGCGAAUGUUAAUGAUACCACCCAAUCUUUGACAUUACUUGAAAUCAGCAUUGGCUGGCCCAAAGGUCUACAAAUUCUGUUGGAAGCUGGUGCUGAUAUUAGCCGAUAUCUUAAAGGGCCUCAUGAUCCUAUUUCUCGGGCCAUUUGUCUGCCUUGUCGAAACUCUCUGAAUGUGCUUCUCAAAGCAGGCUGCAAUAUCAGAACAUAUCAAUUAUAUGAUGAUUAUGAUCUGUGUGCAGAAUCUCCAGAGAUAGUUCUGGAUAUCGUUGAGGGGUUAGCUGCAAGAAGAAAGAGACUAAGGGAUCUAGCGAGGUGUCACCUCCCCCUACAACAGCUCCCUUCGCUUAUGCCCAGCAAUACUCUUCCUGAUACAACAGCUGCAGGCCUGAUCGACGACUUGAUUGCAAGGAGAGUGGCAGUCGAUUCCGCCCUCUGGGUCGAGUUUCCAGGAAGAUCAGUAUACCACGCCGAAUACAGCACCAAAUCUAAUCCUUGGAAAUUAUCCUGGAAGCUACCAUACCUUGGUGUGGAUACCAUGGAGGCAUUGUACAAAGUCGGCUUUCACGAUAUCGAUGCCACUGACUCAUCUGGAAGGACACCCCUAAUGACCAUUCCUUCCAAUUCCUGGGCCUUGGUGCCAACUAUACGAUGGUUCAUCUCCAAGGGCGCAAAUCUCUUUCGAAUACUUCCCCGAAGCCAUGCAACAGUUUUCCACUACCUUGCCUGUCUCUUGGUUUGUGGGAUGCCGGUCCUUAAGAGCGAGUAUAACCCUCUUUCAUACUACAUCAUCCAUGCACCAAUUCAAGACAAUUGUCUUUAUCAAUGGCUUUGCGAAGAGUUCUUCAACCCGAUUGGCAAGGACCAAAGUGUCUCGAGUUCAUGA